Messenger RNA from Echinococcus granulosus, 1092 nucleotides. RefSeq lists its product as hypothetical. The transcript is spliced from 5 exons. The coding region runs from base 1 to 1092 and encodes 363 amino acids. NCBI's taxonomy places the organism in Eukaryota, Metazoa, Platyhelminthes, Cestoda, Cyclophyllidea, Taeniidae. The record is from RefSeq and is a predicted model, not a curated record.
AUGUGGUAUCGUUAUGUAGGAGGACAGCGGGAAAAAUUCACCAAUGACGACACUUGGAGACAGUCGACAAGACCUCCAGUUGAUGAUACCUACAUUAUCGGCUCUUCUAAUACAUCAUUUAAAAACUCUCAGCUGCUUGUACAAGUCCACGUUCCUGCUCUCAUCGCAGACGAGAUGGGCACAAAUUUGAGCAAACUGCGUCCACAUCCCAAAGUCCAGGUCGUUGAGAUGGUGAAAGUGAACAAAUCCUGCCAGGUACAGACCACCCUGUCUGAAUGCGUGUCGUCCAUAGGUGAGAAGGCGGUGGUAGUGGUGGAAACGGUCUCACGGUUGGUGGAAACCGAGUCAACAGAGCUGACAUCCCUAUGGAGUAAAGUGGAGGAGAAGAAAGAGUCGAAAUCGGUGGAAUUUGCAAUUCCUAUUGACACUAUUGUGCCCCGACACAGACUCCUCCUAAACGAGGAGGUUCGGGAGAGUUGUGUUGAACCACACAACAGCAACAACAAUAGCUACAUUCCCAUUGUGGAUGUCACGAAUGCUUUCGGUGACGCAAAAGAAGUGAAACAACCACCUCCACGAAAACGCUCCUUCAAUACUGUUCUUGAGCGUCGAUUUUGGAUCCCCGUGGCACUUGCCCGUGUCUUCUCCGACACUCGUGAUCGUCGUCUGGAGUCCAUAGCUCGAUUGAGUGAUUGUAAGAUCACUCUCUCGCCUCAAGUAAAGAAGAAUGUGGUGGGAGAUGUGGGUCGUAUCGCGACGGUAAGAGCAGAGAAUAAACGGGGUUUAGACAGAAUAUGUGAUGAGUCAUCGAGAAUGGAAACUUCUAGAAAGUUGGACGGGAAGUUUUGCCUGGGCAGAGCUGGGGGGGGGGGGACAGGUCUCCGGGACUGGACUGCUGUCGGUCAAUCGGAUCGAAAAGCGGGAGGAACAAAGAGACCCAACAGAGCUAAAGGUGAAAGGCGAUUGCGUGUAAGCCAUGCUUCCACCAGACUGAAAGAUCGGCCGACAUGCUUCAAAGACGAAGGCGCAUGGCACGCUCAACGACGAUCAGUUACUACUCUCUGGCCUUCACCUUUUCCAAAUGAAAUAUAA